AUGUCCAUUCCCACCGAUAGCCCAGCACAGUUGAAACCAAGUGAUAUCAACAUAGGAAACGAAGAAGCUGCUGAUGGCGAUACUGCCGGACGUCGUAAGCCCAGGACAAAUGCGGCAACCGGUGCUUCUGCGGCUGGAAUGCGUGCCGCUCUGGCCAAAGCAAUCGGACCACAAGUCACGACUGGUGGAUGGUCAUGGAAGACAACUACCCCAGGACUCCUUGCAAAUGCUGUUCAAACACAGGGCUGGGCUUUUAUACCAUGUCAGGUUCUUCCUCCAUUAGUAGCGAAUGUCGGAGUCGGAGCCAUAUUGUAUACUUCCUAUCUACAAAUCCUUGGGUCCCUGCAUGAGCCUACAUUGAUGGGCGGUAAACGGGUCUAUCCACCUCCAUCACCGUCAGUCACCUUUUUUGCUGGUUUUGCUGCCGGUGCUAUCCAAUCUGUCGUUGCAGCACCCCUGGACGCCAUACAGGCCCGUUCAAGGACUAGCGAUAUGAUAAACGGUCAGUACCGUAGCGCCUGGCAUUACGGCAAGGAUAAACUCCAAGCACUCGGCGUCAGAGGUGUGUUUUCCGGCUGGACACUGUCCUUUCUGAAAGAUAGCCUUGGAUCCGCGCUGUUCUUUAGUUUGUUCGAAACCGUCAAGGCCCAAGGGUACUAUCACUUUAUCACUCGAUACUAUAGCUCUCUCCAGGCGCACUCCAUCCAGAAACUAUCCUCUCCUACUCAACCUGGUGAGGUUCCUGUGAUUAAACCGCAUUAUGCGUUAGAGCCCGCAUUUCUCAUGCUGGCAGGGAUCACGGCUACCAUCUUCCAGCAAGCAAUUCUCCACCCACUCAGCCUGGUGCAGAAUAUAUAUUAUCGGAACCUAGACCAUCUUGAUAAACGGAUCCGACAUGCUCGUUCGGGUAGAGAGAUGAUGGAACACCGUGCAAACGCAUACAUGGAGACAUUCAAGAAAUGCCAGCGCCAGGCACGACGGAUAGGUGGCUGGCGGAGGUGGUUGUAUGGAGGCUUCUUUAUCAACACUCUCCGCCAGCUUCCGAGUACCAGUGCUGGCCUUAUCAUCUUUGAGCUAGUUCGGCGCAAGUACGGUGUGCCCACCGAUGCUGUACAUAUACAACUCGACGGAUACGAUAUUAUCCUUACCUGA
This is a messenger RNA of Microsporum canis CBS 113480, 1152 nucleotides long. Its product is annotated as mitochondrial carrier protein. The record is from RefSeq and is a predicted model, not a curated record. Gene Ontology annotation, biological process: mitochondrial L-ornithine transmembrane transport. The transcript is spliced from 3 exons. Gene Ontology annotation, molecular function: L-ornithine transmembrane transporter activity. Bases 1 to 1152 code for a protein of 383 amino acids. Lineage: Eukaryota; Fungi; Ascomycota; Eurotiomycetes; Onygenales; Arthrodermataceae.